Hyla sarda is the source of this 3199-nucleotide messenger RNA. It is a transcript of the gene MORC3, whose product is annotated as MORC family CW-type zinc finger 3. Gene Ontology annotation, molecular function: zinc ion binding; ATP hydrolysis activity. The record is from RefSeq and is a predicted model, not a curated record. Gene Ontology annotation, cellular component: nucleus; PML body. Lineage: Eukaryota; Metazoa; Chordata; Amphibia; Anura; Hylidae.
CGCUCUGAUUGGAUGACGCGGCCGCAGUCUCCGCCCGGAAGUGGGGAGUGCUCAGCUGUUCCGUGCAUUUUUUUUUAUUGCCCAAAGAUGGCGGCACAGACAACGGACGGGAUCCGUCUGAGUGCGCUGUGCCCCAAGUUUCUGCACACCAAUUCCACAAGUCAUACGUGGCCGUUCAGUGCGAUUGCGGAGCUUAUAGAUAACGCCUAUGAUCCUGAUGUCAACGCCAAGCAAAUAUGGAUCGAUCAAACCAAUAUAGGGGACCACCUGGUCUUAACGUUCACAGACAAUGGAAAUGGGAUGAAUUUGGACAAACUGCACAAGAUGCUGAGUUUUGGAUUCAGUGACAAGGUUGCAGUACAGGGUCACGUUCCUAUUGGCCUUUACGGAAAUGGUUUUAAAUCUGGAUCCAUGCGCCUGGGUAAAGACGCCAUCGUGCUGACCAAAAAUGAUUCUGGGAUGCAUGUGGGAAUGUUGUCUCAGACCUACCUGGAAGACAUUAAGGCAGAACACGUCAUUGUGCCCAUCAUCUCCUUCAACAAGCAGAAGCAGCUGGAGAAGACUCGAGACUCGGAUACAAAUCUACAGGCCAUCCUGAGACAUUCUUUUCUGAACACGGAACGGGCCCUGCUGGCAGAACUGGAUGCAAUCCUUUCAAAGAAGGGAACAAGGAUCAUGAUAUGGAAUAUAAGAAGGGAUAAAAAUGGAAUGCCAGAAUUUGAUUUUAUUUCGGACAAGUAUGACAUAAGAAUUCCUGAGGAGUUUGAUGGAUCUUCCAGAAAGGGAUAUAAGAAGCAAGAAAGGCCCGAUCUUGUUGCUCCAGACAGCGAUUAUUCUCUAAGGGCUUAUUGCAGUAUUUUGUAUUUGAAGCCUCGGAUGCAGAUCGUUCUUCGGGGUCAAAAAGUUCAGACACAACUUGUUUCCAAAAACCUGGCACAUAUAGAAAAAGACGUCUACCGACCCAAGUCUAUUUCCCAUAGACCUGUGAAAAUCAUUUUUGGUUACAAUUGUCGGAACAAGGAGCACUACGGCAUAAUGAUGUACCACAAGAACAGGCUGAUCAAGGCCUAUAUGAGAGUCGGCUGUCAGCUGAAGGCUAACAACAUGGGUGUUGGAGUGGUCGGGGUUAUUGAAUGUAACUAUCUAAAGCCUACACACAACAAACAGGACUUUGACUAUACAAACGACUAUAGACUUACGCUGACUGCAGUAGGAGAGAAGCUGAACGAUUACUGGAAUGAGAUGAAACUAAAGAAAGAUACAUUAAGUGUCCUGGUAGAAGAUGAGCAAAAAAGACCUGAUCAGACCUGGGCCCAGUGUGAUACUUGUCUAAAGUGGAGAAAACUUCCUGACGGUAUGGGGAAACUUCCAUCAAAGUGGUUCUGUCAUAUGAACCCAGACCCGCAGUUCAGAGACUGCAACGUCCCUGAGGAACCGGAGGAUGACGAUGAAAUUACUCACUCGACCUAUGAGAAGACGUACAAAAAGAGGCAAUCUGAAAUGCUUGCACAGGCCUUUACGAAGCCAACAAUCCUGUUUACUCCUCCAAGUAAAGAAGUGCAAAUGGUUCUUAACAAUUUUCAGACCCACUAUAGACAGACUCAUGCUGCAAAUUCCUCUCCCCUGGGGGUGUCGGAGACCUCUGUGCAGCCCGGUACAACCCCCUCUAGGCUAAAACAUUUAACUCCUAUGGAAACCUCUCCAGUUUCUGCUAAAAGGCCGCGGGUUACUGUAACGGAGACCAUAGAGCUUCCAGAUGGAGAUGACGAUGACGACCUUGAUGAUGGAGAUGUGAUUAUCAUUGAGGACGUCAGUACACCCAAACCCAAGAAUGACAAAGUACAACCCCAAAACGGUGCUGGUUCCAGUCCUGUCCCUAUGGAGAGUUUAAAUGGGGAAACUUCAGGCAUGCAGGUUAUGUCAGCAGCCACCACACAGACGGACGUGCCAUCGAUAACUAUUAAGAAGGAAGAAGACGAUUCCUAUGAUACACCAAGUCAGCCCAUCUUCAUAAACUGCAAUGGUACGACGACACAUAACAUGCAGGACCAAGUGAAUGGCGAUAUAGAAUACUAUAAACGGCGCUGUGAAGAACUGAGCAAAAAAAUGAAACAUUUAGAGGAUAUCAGAUGUGAACAAGAAGUGAAAAAAGAGACUUCUCGCCCGCAAGCACAGAGCGCUCCCGGUUCUGGGGACCUCAAUUCUAAAUACGAUCAGGCCUUGAGGGAGAUCAGCCGGCUGAAUCUAUUGUGUAAGAAGCUACAGGAGAUGAAGGCCGAGCCCGGCUCUUCUACAGCCAGUGACGUCAACGACACAAGUGAGAUGGACGACAUGGUAUUACAACUAGAUGACGUAUUCCGGAAGUUUGAUUCUUGUUCGGCAGAAAAAGAUCAGUACAAAAAAGAGAUUGAGCAGAUAAAGCUGGAGAAGCAGAAGCUGGAGGACCAGAAUGACCAACUCCGGAGGGAAUUACAGAAACUAAAGGAAGCGGCCAAUGGGCAUGACGCCUCCACCAGUGCGCUUGACCAGGAAAGGAUCAAAUUACGGACUCUGAGAAUUCACGUCGCCCAGUUACUCACCACGUUGAUGCCAGAGCUGGAUUUGGAGCAGGUGGACUACGAUGUGGACGUAGUGGAUGAGAUUUUAGUCCAAGUGCUGGAGCAGGCAGAGAAACAAGCCAAUGGCCACGAAUAACGAAAGCGCGCAAAUCUGAGAACGUUUGAUCCAAAACUUUUAUUUAAGUCUUGCGAUGAAUCAUGUGGCUUCUGACCGCUGCUCAGAACCGGAAUCUCCGGCGCUCCUGGACUCCUUGCGGCAGAUGGCUCUCUGGAUACUGCAUAUAAUGUUCUGUCCUUUUUUUUGAUUUUUGAUUUUAUUUUUAUUUUUUUUCAAGAGAAGAUUUAUACACAAGGUGGAUACCUCAAUUUUAUACAGAUUUUACUAAAUAUAUAAUAACCGGCUGUAUUUUUCAUACGUAAAAAAAAUUGCCAAAUGAAGCUACAGUGAAUGAUAAUAUUUUAGGAUACCGUUGUAACAUUGGUGUUUUGUAAAGAUGGAGACUUAAGUCUACAUUUUUUUUUUUUUGUUUUUUUAUAUGGGAGAGGUUGGUGUCAAGUUUUGAUCAUGUAGUUGUGUAAGUAUAACUCCCAGUAUCCCUUUUUAGGCAGAAGCAGUGUGGGGAAAUGCAUAUAGAUUUUUU